CCUACGCUAAUUAUACUCGAGACGUUUUAUCAAUAUAAUAUUGCUAUUCGUUGCAUUAGAAACGGACUGACAGAAGUCAUAUUUAUUUAACAACUACGUGGCAGUUUUUAGUAAAUUUGUAUUCAAGACAAUUGCUCUCAUUUUAGUUUUUUAUAUUUUAUCGACAAAGACAAACAAGAUUCCUUAGGUGGAUCGCGCAAUGUACGAGAAGAAGAAAAAACCCAAUGUUAUGCGAGCACUUAUACUUGUAGGAGGUUACGGUACGAGACUACGUCCAUUGACACUUAGUAGACCCAAGCCCUUGGUUGAAUUUGCAAAUAAGCCUAUGCUAUUUCAUCAAAUUGAAGCGUUGGUAAAAAUUAAUGUAACCGAAGUGAUAUUAGCUGUAUCUUAUAGAGCCGAAGAAGUGGAAAAGGAACUUUAUGAAAAAGCCGAAAAAUUGGGUGUCACUCUUAUAUUUUCACACGAAUUACAACCUCUUGGAACAGCUGGACCUCUUGCACUGGCAAGAAAUAUUUUAUCCUCUGACGACACUCCAUUCUUUGUUCUCAAUUCCGAUAUUAUAUGUGAUUUCCCUUUCAAACAACUUUUCCAAUUCCACAUAAAUCAUGGUAAAGAAGGUACUAUCGUUGUAACUAAAGUCGAAGAACCAUCAAAGUAUGGGGUUGUUAUUUGCAAUGACGAUGGUCAAAUAAAUAGUUUUAUCGAAAAACCUGUGGAAUUUGUUUCAAAUAAAAUUAAUGCAGGAAUGUAUAUACUUAACCCAAGUGUAUUGAAAAGAAUAGAAUUACGUCCUAUGAGUAUUGAAAAAGAAGUAUUUCCUAAUAUGGCAAAGGAAGGUGAGUUAUAUGCAAUGGAACUUUCCAGUUACUGGAUGGACGUGGGUCAGCCUAGAGAUUUUCUUACAGGUAUGGGCUUACACUUGAAUUUUUUGAGACAAAUGGCACCAGAAAAACUACAUGACGGACCCGGUAUUGUUGGAAAUGUUUUAAUCGAUCCUACAGCUAAUAUAGGGAUUGGACCAAAUGUUACAAUUGGUCCUGGUGUUACCGUUUCUGAUGGAUGCUGCGUUAAACGAACAACCAUUUUAAAAGAUGCUGUUGUCAAAGAACAUUCUUGGCUUGAUAAAUGUAUAGUGGGUUGGAAAAGUGUGGUUGGACGUUGGGUUAGAAUGGAGAAUACAACCGUCCUUGGAGAAGAUGUGAUUGUCAAAGAUGAACUUUACAUAAAUGGAGGACAGGUAUUACCACACAAAAGUAUUGCUGCAUCUGUCACAGAACCACAAAUUAUUAUGUGAAGUUAUAAUAACUAUAAUGUAUUUAAAGCAAAGACUGAUUAUUAACAAAGUUCUAUUAAAAAAAUUGUUAUAUGAAAUGUAUCAUAUUAAUCACGAUAAGUAGGCAUUAAAAUUGUAUACUUGUAAAUUUAUAAAUAUAAUUAUUAUAUUGAGAAAUAAUAAGUAAAUACAAUUUUUUCACAAGUUUGAACAUAAUGGCCAGUCUUUAG
Ceratosolen solmsi marchali is the source of this 1506-nucleotide messenger RNA. It is a transcript of the gene Gmppb, whose product is annotated as GDP-mannose pyrophosphorylase B. Gene Ontology annotation, molecular function: GTP binding; mannose-1-phosphate guanylyltransferase (GTP) activity. Gene Ontology annotation, biological process: GDP-mannose biosynthetic process. The record is from RefSeq and is a predicted model, not a curated record. Lineage: Eukaryota; Metazoa; Arthropoda; Insecta; Hymenoptera; Agaonidae.